AUGCGGAUAACGAACCUGGCCCUGCUCGCGACGUUGUCGUUGUCGCCGUCGUUGAUCGAGGCCAAGGGGCCGAUCGGCCUCGUGUUGGACGGGUUCGAACUCGUUGGCAACACCAGUCGAGGCGCGAUCAAGGGCGUGCUCACCGGCGUCUUUGGGAUCAACGCCACCGCCGUCGACAAGGUCUUCACCAACGAAAAGAAAGGCUUACCCGAGCAUCCGUAUGCGUGUGAGUAAAUGAAGCAUGUCGGAAAGCGACGAGCGAGACCGACCACCUACUGAUGGACGAGAUCCGCGUGGCCUUUCUGCUCCCUCGACACCUCAUACCUCCGACGCUCUCCAUCCGGCACGUCUCUUCAAUUGCCAGUGGACCUCACGGACGAGAACUAUGACACCGUCUUCUCCACGGGCACUUACACCCCCUAUUCGCGGGACCUGCCCGAGGACACCGUCUGGGUCGUCCACGUCCACGGCCCCGAUCCGUGAGUCCCCUCGCUAUGGACUUGAACCACUCAUUGCAUUCUCUACGACUGACGACUCGGAGGGAACGCCUGUACAGUAUCUCGCGCAAGUUGGGCGAGGCUUUCGACCAGGUCGCGCUCGUCAACUCGUCCCAAGCCGACGGCGAAUUGCCCAGCAAUAUGAGGUUCGCCCGACUGGACUACAACGAGGAGACGUUCUUGACGACCUUGUGGUGGAUGUGGAAGUGAGUGAGGAUUCUUGUGUUCCGGGCGUGCUUCGGCGAGGGUGGGGGCGGGGGUGAGGCGACGUCGAUAAGUCGCGAUGGUACGAGACUGACACCCGCUUGGUUCGGGUGAUGGCCAUCGCAGACCUCCUGUCGUCGUCAUCUUCAACCUCAAUGAGACGACGCACCAGAUCGACUACCGUUUCUUCACCAGUCGCAUGUUGAUCCCGCACGCCGUGCCCCUGUCGAACCUGUUGAACAACCGAACGACGUGGGAAACAGUUCCGACCUGGAACGGUCUCCUUUCGCCCCAUGGGCUCUUGUACGUGGUUUCAAACUCCGAGCCGCAAGAUAGCUUCGCUAACGCUCCCAGUGAUCUCUUGUUGAAACGCUAGGGGCCCUGUCGUACCGCACGUCGCACGAGGAUGGACCUACUACCACCACACCGUGCGCCGUGUGCCCAACUUUAUCCUGCUCAUGAUCUCGGGCUUUGUGAUGAACUUUGUCGUCGGCUGGUUCCAUCAACAACCGCCGCCGACGCCAGGUGGCGCACCGGCGGCUGCUGCUGCUUCGCCCGUCGCGGCCGCGGAGGAGAAGAAGGGGUGAGUUUUGUUCGUGUUAUGCUUUGGAGGUGCGGGGGCCAAGGACUGGACUCAUCGUACUCGCUCUAUAUAGUGCAAAGAAGGACGAGGGCAAGGCCAUCAAAGCCUCGACGACCAAAGCCUCGCCGGCGACCAAACGAAAACCUUGA
Molecule: messenger RNA, 1433 nt
Organism: Microbotryum saponariae
Lineage: Eukaryota; Fungi; Basidiomycota; Microbotryomycetes; Microbotryales; Microbotryaceae
Source: the annotation of a GenBank genome assembly